GUCUGGCCGGGGAGGAGCCAAGUAACCGCGACACUGACACGUAAGAAUCCUGGGUAAAUUUUAAGGAGGAAGCUACAUCUUUCUGUGAGUUGAUUGUCGAUACGGCUUCCUCGCGUCAGACUUGAUGUAUAGUUGACCUGUCCCGGACCAGAGGCCAGUUCGUACGCCUUUGAAGCGACGCGGGACUGUCCCACAGAGGAGCCGACGCACAAGAUGAGAUUUCCUGCGUUUAUUUCUGUCCUGCGGUCGCUCGGCCCGGUGGUAAUCGGUAUUUCUUUAGGGUUCACGCUGAGUUUAUUGAGUGUAAACUGGACGGAAGAAGCGUGCUACCUGGACGGCAAGGAGGGCGAUGAUGUGACUGUGGGGCAGGAUGGACAGCUCAAAGGAGCCCGAAAGCCCAACUCCAUUGCGACUAUCAACGAUAUGGAGUCCGAAGAAGACUUUGAACCAAGAAUAGUCCCAUAUAAACAAGUCCAACAGAGUGCCCCAAAGAAAGUUUUCAGGGCUAAAUACAUAAGCACAGAGUUGGGGAUGCGAGAGCGUCUGUUUGUCGGGGUCCUGACGUCAAAAAACACCAUAAACACCCUGGGCGUAGCUGUCAAUCGCACCAUUAGCCAUCACCUGGACGCCGUGGUCUUCUUCACCGGCACGCGCAACCGCAAAGUCCCUCAUGGCAUGUUUGUCGUCUCGCAUGGGGACGAGAGGCUAAUAUGGAACAUGUUUCAGAAUAUCAGACACAUUUUAGAUCAUUACAUUAAUGAGUACGACUGGUUUUACUUCGUCCAAGAUGACGCCUACACAGAAGCCGACAGGAUCAAAGCCCUGGUGGAGCACCUGAGUAUGGAUCGAGAGCUUUACAUGGGCAGCCCUGAGGAGUUCAUAGGUGGAGAGAUGGAAGGGAAGUACUGCAACGGAGGGUUCGGGUACAUCCUGUCACGUACCUUGCUCCUCCGACUCCAGCCCUUCCUGGAAAACUGCAGGAAUGACAUCCUGAGCGCAAGGCCCGAUGAGUGGCUCGGAAGAUGCAUCAUUGAUUACACCAACACAAACUGUGUCAAUGAAUAUGAGGGGCUUCAGUACCACUAUUAUGAGUUGGGAAAAAACUCUGAUCCUGGUAAAGAGCAGAGUGAACAGUUCAAGAAAGCUCUGACUGUCCAUCCAGUGUCUGACCCUGAGCAGAUGUACAGGCUGCACAGAUACUUCACUGAGAUUGAGCUCCAGAAGACUUACGAUGAGAUUGCGACACUGCAGGCAGAAAUAAAGAAUGUGAGUGUGGUUGCUUUUGAGGGCAACCGGACCGCCCAGUGGCCUGUGGGGAUCAAUCCACCUUUUGAGCCGAAAUCCCGGUUCGAAGUUCUGAAAUGGGAAUACUUUACAGAGGAGGAGAUUUAUUCCUGUAUCGAUGGCUCUCCAAAGUGUGAACUGCGCGGCGUUGACCGCAUGGAUGUGGCUGAUGUCAUUGACAUAGCCAUAGGAGAGCUAAACAAGAAGUACAAGCCUGUCCUCCACCUGAAGAAGCAGCAGCUGAUUAAUGGCUACAGGCGCUUCGACCCGGUCAGGGGCAUGGAGUACACCUUGGACCUUCAGCUGGAGGCGGUCAACCAAAAAGGUCACAGCCAAUCCAUCGGCAAGCGGGUUCAUCUGGUGCGACCUUUGAGUCGAAUUGAGAUCAUUCCCAUGCCCUAUGUCACUGAAGCCACAAGGGUUCACAUCAUUAUACCUCUUAGUCUGCAGGACCGGAGCUAUGUCAACCAUUUCCUGGAAGUCUUUAGUGCAAAUGCUUUUGAGACCAGUGAAAAUGCCAUCCUAACAUUCUUGUUUAUUUAUGACCCAGUAGAGGCACAGCAAGUUAACCAGAAUGAUAUAUUUGCCAGCGUGAAAACUCAGAUAAAUGCUUAUGAACGCAAAUACCCUACAGUAAAAAUCCCAUGGAUAAGUGUCAAGACGGAAACACCAUCCCAGAUCAAAUUCAUGGACAUCAUCUCGAAGAAGCACCCGGUUGACACGCUGUUCUUCUUGGCUAAGGUCAACACAAACGUCAAUUCAGAAUUUCUGAACCGCUGUCGCAUGAAUUCCAUUAACAACUGGCAGGUAUUCUUCCCCAUCCAUUUCCAGGAUUAUAACCCUGAUGUGGCCUACCACAACCAGCAGCGUCCGGCCACAGUCGAUCUGGUUAAGGAGGCAGGCCAUUUUGACAUUAGGUCAUUUGAAGAAGCAUGUUUUUACAACUCUGACUACAUGGCAACACGUGCACGAAUGGUGGCAGACGUCCAGGAGAAUGAGGAGAUUCUCGAGACCCUGGACAUCUACGACAUGUUCGUCAAGUAUUCGGGUCUGCAUGUAUUCAGGGCAGUGGAGCCAGCAUUGCACCAGCAGUACAGCUACCAAGACUGCAACCCGCGGCUUAGUGAAGACAUCUAUCACAGAUGUGUUCAGAGCAACUUGGAAGGUCUCGGUUCCCGCUCCCAGCUCGCCAUGCUGCUGUUUGAGCAAGAACAAGGAAACAGCACUUGAAACCACCACACAACCUAUGUCAAGGGCUUCAAGGGUUACAUCUGUGACCCUGCCUGACAUUCUCCAUCUUUCAGUGUGCAUCAACCGUUAUUUGGUUUGUUAGAGAAAAAAAUUAAUGCAGUACAUUCCCAAUUAAACCUUUUCUUAAAUGUUUACAACACUUGUCCAUACAGAUGAGUUGCUAGAACCAAAUGUUUUUGCUGCUCUGACGAUUCUGAAAGCUGUGUUGAGCUAUUUUUGACCACUAGGUGCAGAAACUCAGACUAGCAGAGCCCUGAUAUAGUGCUGGCUUAUCCAGUUGAUAUGGUGUCCACAUUCCAGCGGACACUGGGCUACAUAGAUAACCCAAUGAAGUUGUCUUUCUCUCUACGUGUCCAGUGUAAUUCAAUUUUCAUUGGGAUUAGGUCCAUAAAUUCCUGAAAGAAAGAUCUUCCUUUUGACCGUUUUGUGCUGGGGAGGUAGCAUACAAUAGACUAACUUGAGAUGAUGUGAUGAGUACAGCUGCUGAUAGUUUUACUUGGGAGGGGGGGGAUAAUUUUAACCAAAACAAUGAGUGAGUUGAAAGUGGCAAGUAGCAGCUUUUAUAUUUAUAGAAUGUUGUUUGAAUUAAUGUUAAUAUCAAAGAUAUUGUUAAAUGGAGCUUUUACUUGUAGCUCUAAUAGAUAUACAUUAGUAUAUUGCACCACAGGUUGUGUGCCCUUCGUGUAGGGGGCAUUGAAAUGUUGAGCUUUUGAAUUUACUUAUUUGGGUAUUUACAGAAGCGCAUCUUCGUACAUGUGCCUUGACACUGACUUUUCAUACGUUAGCUGUUUUAUGAAAAUAUCUUUUAUGGUAUACAAUUUUGCACUUCACCACUGCAGGUGAUGCACAGCUGAUGUUUUGAUUAGAAAUGUAGUUUUGUUAAAGCACGAAUAACAGUUUUGAAUGGGUGGGAGAUGUUAUCUUUCACUGUGGAGAAAGCCUCCUGUAUAGCUGGGAGAAUUUAAAAGGUUGUCAGAUAACUUUAUUUUUUUUUUUUUUUAAGGUGACUUGGAAAUAUCAUGAUCUCAAACAUCCAUAUGUGCCUCAAAGUAGGGAAGGAGUUUCUAGAAAGUAUCUUCCCCUGGUCUUCAGAGAUCGUAGAUCUAGAAGACUGGUCUGUUUCAGUAGGCCAGCAGUGUGUAUUUGAGUUAGAUUUUUCUCCACAAAACCUUUUGAUGUCGCAAGAAAUUUCACCUUGGGUAAUGUCUGCAGUGAUUGCCCAGGUUUGUCAUCCUCAUUGAAGUAAGGGUACUUUAAAACAGAAUUUAAUUAGUUUAGAAAUGGUUGAAAACAAGAAUGUAUGAAACAUUUUUACACGUCACCAAGUAUACUCUAAAAGAAAAAGUUAAACAGUUCCAAAGUAUUUUAGACUGUAUUGUUAAAACAUUUGUAAGUUAUUAUACUGUCCAUUUCCUGAGCUCAGUUUUAGAAAUGGUUGCUUUCUCCCAGUUGCAGUGCAGUCUAAUGGGAGGCCUUUCCUACGUUAUUGGCCGGUGGUAUUGACACCAGAAAGUUUUAGUAUAUUAAAAUGUGCAAUAUUACAGAUAACACAGCUGGAUUGAUGUCCAGUUGACAUUUGCUGCAAGUUCAGCAGUGUGUAUAUCACAAUACUGUUCAUGACAAUGACAUAAAGUAAGACUUGUGCUUUCUGCUCAAUGUUAGGUAAAUACACUGUAAUUUCUUUUGACAAGACCUUUAAUGUAUUUUGCUGACACUAGACACUUUUCAUCAUAAAAUUAAGGCACGUCCUUUUUAUUUAACUUUAAUUGGAUUUAAAGCAUCUGUUACUACAUCCACAGUAGUGGUCCUCAACAGUGUUUUCUGUAUUUUCUAUCAUGCAUACAGACCGUGGAGGUCAGUUCUUACGGACUUUUAGCAUUCUUUUUAUAAUGCAUUUUUUUCUUGACAAGAGCAGUCUUUCACCGUGACAGUGCUCCAGCUGAGGUACUAUGAAUGUUCUCCUUGAUUCUUUGAAGAGUAUGACACUAAUAAUGUGUGGAAUUGGAAACUGAAUCUUCCAAAACAAAACCACUGUGAAAAGAGGGAGGGCUGAGAUUACAGUUUGAAGUUAUUGUGGUGAUCUGUGUUGUCUUUGCCUUCUAUAGACGUGAGAUUCACAAAAUUAAGCGAGUGUGGCAGAUUAAUUAAUUAAUUAAUUAAAAUGAAUGUGUUGUUAACACAGCCACCAUCGCUGAGCGAAGUCUCUAAGUAUUUUGUCCAUAACUUAUUUAUCUGUCAUUUCUCUAUGAAUUAUGCAGAAUCUGAAUACUUCCGCACUAACAGAGGCUUUCAUGACAUUCUCUGUACAUGUAUAAAUAUUUUAUAGACUAUUUUAAGCCUUUUUUAGCUUUAUUUACACAGCAAUUGAUCUUUUAUUUAUCAAUAUUGACAGUAAUGUAAUGAUAUAAUAUUUUUGGAGACAAAAUUAAACAUAGUGUAUCUUUGUAUUUUGUGCUCGAAAAUCAUAUCAUUUGAUCCGGAAGACACUUUCAAUCAAUUGAUUUAAAAAGCAGGUUCAUUUUUUGAUUUCCAUUGAUGUUUUGACUUAUUGGUUUACAUUAUUUAUGCAUAUGGGUACUAGUAUAACCAAAGCAAUACAUUUUAAUAAAUGCUCAUCACAUUUAAUUGUGUGCUGUAAUUCCAAAUGAACUGUGAAUUGUUGUAAUUUUUAAAUAAAGAAUUUUUGAAUAUAAA
Micropterus salmoides (largemouth bass) is the source of this 5229-nucleotide messenger RNA. It is a transcript of the gene chpfa, whose product is annotated as chondroitin polymerizing factor a. The transcript has 4 exons. The record is from RefSeq and is a predicted model, not a curated record. Gene Ontology annotation, molecular function: glucuronosyl-N-acetylgalactosaminyl-proteoglycan 4-beta-N-acetylgalactosaminyltransferase activity. Gene Ontology annotation, cellular component: Golgi cisterna membrane. Bases 214 to 2514 code for a protein of 766 amino acids. NCBI's taxonomy places the organism in Eukaryota, Metazoa, Chordata, Actinopteri, Centrarchiformes, Centrarchidae.